This is a messenger RNA of Helianthus annuus (common sunflower), 1176 nucleotides long. RefSeq names its product F-box/LRR-repeat protein 12. The record is from RefSeq and is a predicted model, not a curated record. Gene Ontology annotation, biological process: SCF-dependent proteasomal ubiquitin-dependent protein catabolic process. The transcript has a single exon. Lineage: Eukaryota; Viridiplantae; Streptophyta; Magnoliopsida; Asterales; Asteraceae. Gene Ontology annotation, cellular component: SCF ubiquitin ligase complex. Bases 1 to 1176 code for a protein of 391 amino acids. Gene Ontology annotation, molecular function: protein binding.
AUGGGUGUAGUUUCUAGAAAACAAAGCUCAUGUAUUAUGAACCUUCCAGAUGAGCAUUUAUAUAUGAUCUUUGAAAAACUUGACUCUAAUCUUGAUCGGGAAUCUUUCGGCCUAACUUGUCAUCGUUUUCUUAAUAUUCAUGAUUCAAGUUGUAAGGUUUUGGACCUACAACACUUAAGUUGGUUAAAGAACUCCAGUAGUGGCUACAUUGAAACCCAUUCGUGUAUGAUUCAUAGAUUGCUCAACCGUUUUAGGCAAUUAGAGUCAUUGUCCCUAACUUGGUGUGAGGAUGUCACUGAUUCCGGUUUAGUUCUAUUGCAAAAGUAUGGCCUUCAAUUGCGUUCUAUUGAUCUUAAUUCUUGUACUCGAAUCACCAAUGUAGGAUUUUCUUCUAUUGCCUCUGGCUGUCCAUCUUUGUCGGCUAUUAAUCUUUCUUCUAGUUCUAUUGGAGACAGUGGAUUAGAAAUCUUAACAAAAUCAUGUAACUCUUUGAAAAAGGUGAGUCUUGGUUGGUGUGAAAAGAUAACUGACUCUGGUAUUCAGUCUCUCAACCAGAAUUGUCGUCAACUUAGAGAACUCCGAAUAACAGGCUGUUCCAAAAUUAAUGGUAUAGGCUCUAAAGGGUGUUCUUCCACCUUGGCUUCUUUGGAAGCCAAUUGUUGUGUGUUUGCUACGGAUUUGACUGAAGUUUUGAGUGGAGGGGGGCUCGAAUAUCUAAAUAUUGCUUUUAAUGAUCACAUAAUGGGAUAUGGACUUGCGGCCAUCGGUUCAGGAGUUGCUGCAAAUCUUAAAACCCUUAACUUGUCGGGGUGUAGUUUUGUUUCGGAUUAUGUUAUCAUACGAAUCUCAAAAGGAUGUCCGUUUCUACAAGAAUGGAACUUGGCAUCUUGUAAAAAUAUUACGAUCUCUGGUUGGGAAUCGAUUGGAUUGUAUUGUCAAAGUUUGGAGAGAAUCCACGUAAACGGUUGUUUGAAGCUCUGUGGUAGAGGAUUACUAGCUCUCGGUAAUGGCUGUAAACACCUAUCUGUGAUAUACAUAAAUAACUGCCCGCUAAUCACUCCAUCUGUGAUCGAAUUCUUUAUGAUGCAAAGAGAAGAUGUUGAGAUGAAAGAACCGCCAACUUUUUUGUUGAGGUUUGUCCCGGGCGGUUGGACAUUUGAAACACUCAGCCAGUAG